Messenger RNA from Vespula vulgaris, 1617 nucleotides. RefSeq names its product retinaldehyde-binding protein 1. The record is from RefSeq and is a predicted model, not a curated record. Bases 498 to 1196 code for a protein of 232 amino acids. The transcript has 5 exons. Gene Ontology annotation, cellular component: membrane. Gene Ontology annotation, molecular function: phosphatidylinositol bisphosphate binding. NCBI's taxonomy places the organism in Eukaryota, Metazoa, Arthropoda, Insecta, Hymenoptera, Vespidae.
UAACUUAUCAGAAUAAAUGUUUUAGUAACGAUCAUGUGCAUCUCCUUAACAAACAUUUUUUAUUGAUUAAUAUCUCGUAAUACGGAAUAUAGAGAUUUUGAUACUAUCUCGCAUUUUGAUAAGACGAUUAAUCUUCAAUCAACGAUCUUCAUUUAAAAAACAGAUAAAAAUUGAUCGAUUUAUUCGAUGAGAUCGUUCUUUAUAUGUCACGAUUUAUUGGCAAUAAGCGUGUAUAAGAGUGUACCAUAUGUUCGACACUCUUAAGCGAUAAAUAUAAGUGUUAUUAUCAUAUAAUUAAAUAUAACUUAUCAAUUUCAUACAAUCAUAUUUUCUCGUUAUAGUUUCUUUUCUUGAAUUCAUUUGAUAUCGAAUGAACGUUUUUCUUGAAAAUUUCCUCUAAUCAAAUUGAUCGGGGUAAUUUGCAAACGGCCAAGGAAACAUUUUCGAUCACGCGAUAGGACAAAACCUUACAUUUUAGAACGGACGAUGAAUUCCUUAUGAUCUUUCUUCGACCAUGCAAAUAUUAUCCGGAAAGUGCUUACGAAUUGAUAAAAAGAAUCGCCGAUUUUAAACAGAAGCAAGCUGCACUUUUGGACAAUUUAAUACCUUCCGAUGAAAAGAAAUCUUUUCUCGAGCACAACGUCGUCAAUGUUCUUAAAACUAGAGAUGAAAAGAGGCGAAGAGUGUUGUUAAUUAACGUCGGCAAAACUUGGGACCCUUCGAAAAUUAAUGCCGAUCAAUUAUUUCGAUUGCUCUAUCUCAUCCAUGUGGCCGCCAUGUUCGAACCUGAGACCCAAGUACGUGGUUCCAUCGUAAUAAUGGAUUUCGAUGGGCUCUCGAUGAAACAGGUGAUGGGUUUGACACCAUCUUUUAAUAUGAGACUUCUAACUUUCAUUCAAGAUGCAUUACCGUUCCGAUUGAAGGAGGUUCAUAUCGUAAAACAGCCGUUCCUUUUCAAUAUGGUUUGGCAAAUGUUUAAGCCGUUCGUUCGUGAAAAAUUAAAGAAACGUAUGUUUUUCCACGGCACGAAAAUGUCUUCGUUGCAUAGUCAUAUUGCACCUAGUCAUUUACCAAAAAAUUAUGGCGGCCAAUUACCUGAAAUCGAUUACACCAGUGCCGAUUGGUAUCCGACGAUUCUUCAAUACGAAGAUAGAAUAAAAGAAUGGAAUUCGUAUGGGUAUCAGAAAAAUAAGUAAUUUCAGUCUCCCAUAGCGUAUUAUUUUUUUUCUUCAACAAAAUUAAGACUGGAACGUUCUUUUUUGUUAGUCGUUGUUAACUAGAAAGUAAAAGUUUAAGAUUAUAUAACUCGCUUUAAAUUUUACACAAAUUGCAUAUUUUAUAUAUAUGUCAUGACAUUUAUUUAAUUGAGUUCCUGUUUUUACAAAAACAUGUUGUCAGUGUACGCGCGCAUACGCGCGUGUAUGUGUAUGUGUAUGUAUGUAUGCGUUUUAUUAAACGUAAUCGCCUCGUAACUAUAAACCAAUCCAAGGCAUAAAUAUUUCUGUAUAAGUAUAUGUUAUUACGCACACUAUUAAAAGGUUUCAAACAUAGUGCGUUAUCGUAGAAAAUCUAUGCUGAUUUAUGUAUAAUAUAUAAUAUAUUUUUACCAACAUAAAA